Molecule: messenger RNA, 4209 nt
Organism: Ficedula albicollis (Collared flycatcher)
Lineage: Eukaryota; Metazoa; Chordata; Aves; Passeriformes; Muscicapidae
Gene: SKI
Product: SKI proto-oncogene
Exons: 8
Coding region: 1679-3817 (712 amino acids)
Biological process (GO): negative regulation of BMP signaling pathway
Cellular component (GO): nucleus
Molecular function (GO): DNA-binding transcription factor activity, RNA polymerase II-specific; RNA polymerase II cis-regulatory region sequence-specific DNA binding; SMAD binding
Source: RefSeq, a predicted model, not a curated record
CGGUCCUUCCACGCUUUGAGCGUCGCCCGUGGGUGGAAGGAGCGUGUGACGUGUGCCGGGAGCGGGGAACAUGUGUGUCGGAGCAAGGGAGCACACGCGUGUCGCUCGCCGGUAGCGCUCAGUGGGUUCGGGGCUCCGGUGCCCCGCGGCGCCCCGAGGAUGCGCUCUCGUCCCGCGCGGUUGUCGCCCAUCAGUCGCGCUCUCCCGCCUGUGAUUGCUGUCGGCGCGGGGGGUGUGCCCGCAGUUGACGCUCCGUGAGCGCUCACACACGCUCCGUGCCCGUGCGAGCCCCGCUCCCCGCGCCUGUUCCAUUUCACCGCUGCCAGAAAUCCAGCGGCGACAAGGAAAAAGCCCUCGCCCUACCGCCCCUCCUUGGCGGCGCGGCGGUCCGUGAACCCAGCUGUUUAUCCUCCCCCCGCUCCCUCCCUCCCUCGCCGGCGCUGCCGCGCGCCCGCCCGCGCAGCGGCUCGGCUCGGUUCGGCUGAGCACGGCACGGUUCGGCUUGGCUCGGCACGGCUGGGUUUGGCUCGGCACCACUCAGCACAGCUCGGUUCGGCUCGGCACCACUCAGCACAGCUCGGUUCGGUUCGGCUCGGCUGGACUCGGCACAUCCCAGCUCGGUUCGGCUCGGCGCGGCUGGGCUUGGAUCAGCUCGGUUGGAGCGGCUCGGCUCGGCCCGGCUCGGCCGAUCCCGGCACAUCCCGGCCGGUCUGGGCGCAGCGCGAAGGGGGAGGCGGGCGCUGUUCCUGGAAGAGCCCGGCCCGGGGAGUUGGUCACAUUCUUGGCCGGGAUUCAAUGACUGAGGCAGACACCAACAAACAGAGGGGGGGAGGCGGAGGGCGGGAGGCUGAGCCCGCCUGCAUUAGCUCAGCUCUCAGGCACUCUCAGUCACUGCUGGAAAGAGGAGCUGGGAGGAUGUGCGCGCUCUCACCGCGGCUCCCCACGGCACAGCGAGAGCACCGGCAGAAGUGAGGCAAGGAAGGCGAGCCCGGAGCCGAGGAGCCUCCCAGGCCGAGCGGGGGGACCACGAGGGGCAGCGGAGCCGCUCUUCGCCCGUGCGGAGCCCCCGCGCCGCUUCGCCAGUGCCGGAGAUUUGGGCCUUUUCUCCUGCGUUGUUCCUUGCACAGACCGAGCGUUCUGCCUCCUCCUGCUUUUUACUUUCCUCCCCCGCGCCUUCCCUCGGUGGAUAUGGACAGAAGGGGGAUCACUGCAGAGAAGCAGCAGCCGCCAGAACAUAUUUGAGCCCCGGGUGCUCGGAGCGUGGCACAGACUUUUUUGUGUUUCUGUGGGUGGUGUGUGUGUGUGUGAGUGAGUGUGUGUGUGUUGGAGGUGUGGGAGGAGGGAUUGGUUUGCCUUGGGGUUGGCUGAGGGGGUGAGUGCUCGGAUGAAGACCUCUUUUUGCCGUGAUUCUCUGCUCCAUCGGGGCAGCUUGGAGACUUGGAGGGUUUGAAAUUGUAACGCGAACCAAGAGAAAAGAAAGAAGAGAGAGACACGCAUACAAAAGGAUUUAUUUCCUCUCCGUUAGUGGAUUGCUGAGUGAGAAGGAGGAAAAACACAAGGGUGGGUUGUUUUAUUUUGUUCAUAUUUUUUCCUUAAAAAAAUCCCUUAAGUGGAUUUGCAUCAGGGUGGAAGAUAAUUGGGGAUUUUUGCUGUUUGUUUUGGGAAUAGAAACUAAAAAAUGGAGACUGUAAGUAGAAGCAGCUUCCAGCCUCAUCCAGGACUGCAGAAGACCUUGGAACAGUUUCAUCUGAGCUCUAUGAGCUCCCUGGGUGGCCCUGCUGCUUUCUCAGCGCGAUGGGCACAGGAGAUGUACAAGAAAGACAAUGGCAAAGACCCAGCGGAACCUGUACUGCAUCUGCCCCCGAUCCAGCCUCCUCCGGUCAUGCCUGGUCCCUUCUUCAUGCCCUCGGACAGAUCCACGGAGAGGUGCGAGACCAUCCUGGAAGGGGAAACCAUCUCCUGCUUCGUGGUGGGCGGAGAGAAGCGGCUUUGCUUGCCCCAGAUCCUGAACUCGGUGCUCAGGGACUUCUCCCUGCAGCAGAUUAAUUCUGUGUGUGAUGAGCUACAUAUUUACUGCUCCAGAUGCACUGCUGACCAGCUGGAAAUCCUCAAAGUCAUGGGCAUCCUGCCCUUCUCCGCUCCUUCCUGCGGGCUCAUCACGAAAACUGAUGCUGAGAGGCUUUGUAACGCCUUGCUUUAUGGUGGCACCUACCCUCCCCACUGCAAGAAGGAAUUCUCUAGCACAAUUGAGCUGGAGCUCACGGAGAAGAGCUUCAAGGUGUAUCAUGAGUGCUUUGGGAAGUGUAAGGGACUCCUGGUGCCAGAGCUUUACAGUAACCCCAGCGCAGCCUGCAUCCAGUGCUUGGACUGCAGGCUCAUGUACCCGCCUCACAAAUUUGUGGUCCACUCUCACAAAUCGCUGGAAAACAGGACUUGCCACUGGGGCUUUGACUCUGCAAACUGGAGAUCCUAUAUCCUCCUCAGCCAGGAUUAUGCUGGGAAAGAGGAGAAAGCUAGACUGGGCCAGCUCUUAGAUGAAGUGAAAGAAAAAUUUGACUAUAACAACAAAUACAAGAGGAAAGCCCCCCGGGUCUCUUCAGAUCCUCCAGCUUCCAAAAAGCCCAAAAUAGAUGACUCUGCUUCCCAAUCUCCAGCUUCUACUGAGAAGGAAAAACAGUCCAGUUGGUUACGGUCCUUAUCCAGUUCAUCUAAUAAGAGCAUCGGCUGCGUCCAUCCCCGGCAGCGCCUCUCCGCCUUCCGGCCCUGGUCCCCCGCGGUGUCGGCCGGCGAGAAGGAGCUCUCCAGCCACCUGCCCGCCCUCAUCCGCGACAGCUUUUACUCCUACAAGAGCUUCGAGAGCGCCGUGGCCCCCAACGUGGCGCUGGCCCCCCCGGCGCAGCAGAAGGCGCUGAGCGGCGCGCCCUGCGCCCCGGCGGCGGCGCGGAGCGGCGAGGCACGGGGGGGGGGGGGGGGGGGGCGCAGGCGGCACGGCCCCGAGCACGCCGCCGGCCCCGAGCACGCCGCCAGCACGGCCGCCGCCCCCGAGGAGGACAAGGAGUCAGAAGCAGAGAUUGAAGUAGAAACCAGGGAAGAAUUCACCUCCUCCUUAUCCUCGCUCUCCUCCCCAUCCUUCACCUCCUCCAGCUCUGCCAAGGACAUGAGCUCCCCUGGGAUGCAGCCCCCAGCCCCUGUCAACAGCUCCUACGAGGUGGCCACACACCCUGACCCCCACAGCAGCGGGCUGGAGGCUGAGCUGGAGCACCUCAGGCAGGCCCUGGACAGUGGUCUGGACACCAAAGAAGCCAAAGAGAAGUUCCUGCACGAGGUGGUGAAGAUGAGGGUGAAGCAGGAGGAGAAGCUGAAUGCAGCUCUGCAGGCCAAGCGCAGCCUGCACCAGGAGCUGGAGUUCCUGCGAGUGGCCAAGAAGGAGAAGCUGAGGGAAGCGACGGAGGCCAAGCGCAACCUGCGGAAGGAGAUCGAGCGGCUGCGGGCCGAGAACGAGAAGAAGAUGAAGGAGGCCAACGAGUCGCGGGUGCGGCUGAAGCGGGAGCUGGAGCAGGCGCGGCAGAUCCGCGUGUGCGACAAGGGCUGCGAGGCCGGCAGGCUGCGCGCCAAGUACUCGGCACAGAUCGAGGACCUGCAGGUGAAGCUGCAGCACGCCGAGGCCGACCGCGAGCAGCUGCGCGCCGACCUGCUGCACGAGCGGGAGGCCCGCGAGCACCUGGAGAAGGUGGUCAAGGAGCUUCAGGAACAACUGUGGCCUAAAGCCAGCAGCCAGCCCAGCAGUGAGAGCACCUCGAGCCCCAUGGAGAACUGAGCUCUCGUCCCCCAGCACAGGGAGGGAGAGAUGGGACUGGGAGUGCACGUGUGAGUAGUGGUGUCCUGGCACACACUUUAGGAAUAUGGAUUCUCAGUAGUUGGAAGGCAAAUGUUGUUACUCUCUAGAACAGAAGCACUGAAUUCCGCCUCUUUUUUUUUCCCAAUCCAUAUAGCACAACAUCUUACUGUGCCUAGAAAACACAAAGUGUUUGUAAACAAAAUACUUUUAAGUCCACAGCAAAUUUUCUACUGGCAAACUCCAAGCAAAGCAGCGUGGUCCAGCUAAACCCGGAGUCCAAGGCGGGCACGGCAGUGGCUUUGUGUUCUCCUGCCUGUUGGAACAUUUUGGAAUUUAAAAACAAACCAACUUUUCUUAUAAGCUAUUUAAAA